Chaetura pelagica (chimney swift) is the source of this 936-nucleotide messenger RNA. Its product is annotated as olfactory receptor 8I2-like. Gene Ontology annotation, cellular component: membrane. The transcript has a single exon. Lineage: Eukaryota; Metazoa; Chordata; Aves; Apodiformes; Apodidae. Gene Ontology annotation, molecular function: odorant binding; G protein-coupled receptor activity; olfactory receptor activity. The record is from RefSeq and is a predicted model, not a curated record. Bases 1 to 936 code for a protein of 311 amino acids. Gene Ontology annotation, biological process: G protein-coupled receptor signaling pathway; sensory perception of smell.
AUGUGGGGGGGAAACCUCACUGCCCUGCCCGGCUUCAUCCUCUUGGGCUUCUCCAACUCCCCACAGCUCCAACCCACCAUCCUGUCCCUCUUCCUCUCCCUGUUCCUCCUCACGGCGCUGGGGAACCUCACCCUGAUCCUGCUCCUCAGGACCGACCCCCAGCUCCACACCCCCAUGUACUUCUUCCUGAGCCACCUGUCCUUCCUCGACCUCUGCCUCUCCUCCACCGUCGUCCCCAAGGCUCUGCAGACCUUCCUGCUGGGGAGCAGCCACAUCUCCUUCUUGGCUUGCUUUGCCCAGAUGUAUUUUUUCCUGGCUCUGGUCAUCUCCGAGUGCUUCCUGCUGGGGGUGAUGGCUUACGACCGCUUCGUGGCCAUCUGCACCCCCUUGCUUUACACCACCACCCUGUCCAGGGCCCGUUGCUACACCCUGGUGGGCUUGGUUUACACCACGGGCUUCCUCACCUCCUUGGUGCACACCCUGAUGGCGGGCAGGUUGUCCUUCUGCCAGGCCAGGAGCAUCGACCACUUCUUCUGCGAGCUGCCCGCCCUCCUGCAGCUCUCCUGCUCCCACGCCGGAGCCAACAACGUCCUGCAGGUCUCCAGUGCUGGGAUCAACAUCCUGGGCCCUGUCCUGAUGAGCCUGGUGUCCUACAGCUACAUCCUCCACACCAUCAUGAAGAUGCCCUUGGCCAGGUGGAAGGCUUUCUCUACCUGUGCUUCCCACCUGGUUGCCAUCACCAUCUUCUUCGGGUCGGGGUUGCUGGUCUAUGUCCAGCCCCACAGCAAGGAUGGGGCCAAGCUGGUUGCAGCCUGUUACGUGGUCGUGACUCCCAGUCUCAACCCCCUCAUCUACAGCCUGAGGAACAAGGAGGUGAAGAGGGCCCUGAGGAAGCUCUGGGUGAGAAAGGUGGUGCCACAUCUGGCCAGGCUUUGA